CCUCGGUUGCUUCCCUCUAACCGCAACCAUUGACGCCAUGUCUGGAUAUUCGAGUGACCGAGACCGCGGCCGGGAUCGAGGGUUUGGGGCCCCUAGGUUUGGAGGAAGUAGAGGAGGACCUCUAUCUGGAAAGAAAUUUGGAAAUCCUGGGGAGAAACUCAUUAAAAAGAAAUGGAAUCUCGAGGAACUGCCCAAAUUUGAGAAGAAUUUUUAUCAGGAACAUCCUGAUUUGGCGAGGCGCACAGCACAAGAGGUUGAGACAUAUCGAAGAAGCAAAGAAAUUACAGUACGAGGUCACAACUGCCCAAAACCAAUUCUAAAUUUCUAUGAAGCAAAUUUUCCUGCAAAUGUCAUGGAUGUAAUUGCAAGACAGAACUUUACUGAACCUACUGCUAUCCAAGCCCAAGGGUGGCCUGUUGCUCUAAGUGGGCUGGAUAUGGUUGGAGUAGCACAGACUGGAUCAGGGAAAACGCUGUCUUAUUUGCUGCCUGCCAUUGUCCACAUAAAUCAUCAGCCAUUCCUAGAGAGAGGUGAUGGGCCUAUUUGUUUGGUGCUGGCGCCAACUCGUGAACUGGCCCAACAGGUACAACAAGUAGCUGCUGAAUACAGUAGAGCAUGUCGUCUAAAAUCCACUUGCAUCUAUGGUGGUGCUCCAAAGGGACCACAAAUACGGGACUUGGAAAGAGGUGUAGAAAUUUGCAUUGCAACACCUGGAAGACUGAUAGACUUUUUAGAGUGUGGAAAAACUAAUUUGAGAAGAACUACUUACCUUGUACUUGAUGAAGCAGACAGAAUGCUUGAUAUGGGCUUUGAGCCUCAAAUCAGGAAGAUUGUUGAUCAGAUAAGACCUGAUAGACAAACCCUAAUGUGGAGUGCAACAUGGCCAAAAGAAGUGAGGCAGCUUGCUGAAGACUUUUUGAAAGAUUAUAUUCAUAUCAACAUUGGUGCUCUGGAACUGAGUGCAAACCACAAUAUUCUUCAGAUUGUGGAUGUAUGUCAUGAUGUAGAAAAGGAUGAGAAACUUAUUCGAUUGAUGGAGGAGAUCAUGAGCGAAAAGGAAAAUAAGACUAUUGUUUUUGUGGAAACCAAAAGAAGAUGUGAUGAACUUACCAGAAAAAUGAGGAGAGAUGGGUGGCCUGCAAUGGGUAUCCAUGGUGACAAGAGUCAACAGGAGCGAGACUGGGUUCUAAAUGAAUUCAAACAUGGAAAAGCUCCUAUCCUGAUUGCCACAGAUGUUGCAUCUAGAGGGCUAGAUGUGGAAGAUGUGAAAUUUGUCAUCAAUUAUGACUACCCUAACUCUUCAGAGGAUUAUAUCCACCGAAUUGGACGAACUGCCCGUAGUACCAAAACAGGCACAGCAUAUACUUUCUUUACACCUAAUAACAUAAAACAAGUAAGCGACCUCAUCUCUGUGCUUCGGGAGGCUAAUCAAGCAAUCAAUCCCAAAUUGCUUCAGUUAAUUGAAGACAGAGGUUCAGGUCGUUCCAGGGGUAGAGGAGGCAUGAAGGAUGAUCGACGUGACAGAUACUCUGCGGGCAAAAGGGGUGGAUUUAAUACCUUUAGGGACAGGGAAAAUUAUGACAGAGGUUAUUCUAGUCUGCUUAAGAGAGAUUUUGGGGCAAAAACUCAGAAUGGUGUCUACAGUGCUGCAAGCUACACCAAUGGGAGCUUUGGAAGUAAUUUUGUGUCUGCUGGUAUACAGACUAGUUUUAGGACUGGUAAUCCAACAGGGACUUACCAGAAUGGUUAUGACAGUACACAGCAAUAUGGAAAUAAUGUCCCAAAUAUGCACAAUGGCAUGAACCAACAGGCAUAUGCAUAUCCUGCUACUGCAGCUGCACCUAUGAUAGGUUAUCCAAUGCCAACAGGAUAUUCUCAAUAAGACUUUAGAAGUAUAUGUAAAUGUCUCAAGUUUUUCAUAAUUGCUCUUUAUAUUGUGUGUUAUCAGACAGGCUAGUUAUUUAAGAAACAUGGGAGAUGCAGAAAUGACUGCAGUGCAGCAGUAAUUAUGGUGCACUUUUUCGCUAUUUAAGUUGGAUAUUUCUCUACAUUCCUGAAACAAUUUUUAGGUUUUUUUUUGUACUAGAAAAUGCAGGCAGUGUUUUCACUAAAGUAAAUGUACAGUGAUUUGAAAUACAGUAAAUGAAGGCAAUGCAUGGCCUUCCAAUAAAGAUAUUUGAAGACUGA
Messenger RNA from Gracilinanus agilis (Agile Gracile Mouse Opossum), 2187 nucleotides. RefSeq names its product DEAD-box helicase 5 (gene DDX5). Gene Ontology annotation, biological process: alternative mRNA splicing, via spliceosome. The transcript is spliced from 13 exons. NCBI's taxonomy places the organism in Eukaryota, Metazoa, Chordata, Mammalia, Didelphimorphia, Didelphidae. Bases 38 to 1882 code for a protein of 614 amino acids. The record is from RefSeq and is a predicted model, not a curated record. Gene Ontology annotation, molecular function: RNA binding; ATP binding; RNA helicase activity. Gene Ontology annotation, cellular component: ribonucleoprotein complex; nucleus; cytoplasm.